This is a messenger RNA of Staurois parvus, 1976 nucleotides long. The record is from the annotation of a GenBank genome assembly. Lineage: Eukaryota; Metazoa; Chordata; Amphibia; Anura; Ranidae.
CAGAGACGUCUUCGUCACCUGCGGAGUAUUGCAGCAAGAAACAUCGUCAGCAAGAAUGGCUACCGUCUGUUGGACACAUACUUCACUCUACACUUGUGCAAUGACUCAAACAUUUACAAAGAAUUUUACAAGAGUGAGGUCGUGAAAGACUCUUUGAAUCCUACGUGGAGAAGUCUUGACUUUGGCUUGAUGCCCGAUAGACUGGACACAUCUGUGUCCUGUUUUGUGGUUCGGAUAUGGGGUGGAAGAAAUGAUGAUUUCCAGCUCCUUAUUGAAUGGAAAGUGAACCUUGAUGGGCUUAAAUAUUUGGGCCCACAGAUUCGCGCAUGCAACCCCAAUGAAAUCAUUUUUGGCCUGAAUGACGGUUAUUAUGGAGCCUCAUUUGAAAGCAAGAGCAGUACUGAAUCACGCAGGAAUAGCCAUCUUCAAGUGGAGCAGAACGCUGUGCGCAACUCCUAUGGAGUGUUCUCCCUGCUCAGCUUCAUCGGGCCCAGUGUGCAAUCAGCAGACCCAAGUGACGGUUCAAAAAAUUGGAAACAGUAGAUUGAAGAGAAAUUGCGGUCUUUCUUCAUCAAGCAACAACCUGAAAAAAGAGAGCGAGUGUUUACGCCUGAAGAUACUGGUCCUCCAGGAUGAACUGGAGAGGCAAAAGAAAGCUUUGGGCCGGGAGGUGGAGCUAUUGCACAAGGAGCGCAAUGCACUUAAUGUUAGAUGUCAUAAAUUUAAUGUACAGCGCGAGAAGUUGCAGAAAAAGAGCGAGUCUCUUAACGAAUUAAGAAAAGAAUGUACAGCAAAGAGAGAAAAUUUCCUAAAGACCAAUGCUCAGCUCACCAUUCGUUGUCGGCAGUUACUGUCUGAGCUCUCGUAUAUUUAUCCAAUUGAGGCGCAUGACCAAAAGGAUUAUUUUAUCUGUGGUGUGAAACUACCAAAUUCCGAAGAUUUUCAAGCAAAGGAUGAUGGCAGCGUAGCUGUUGCUUUAGGCUACACAGCUCACCUAGUUUCCAUGAUCUCCUUCUUCUUGCAAGUACCCCUGAGGUAUCCUAUCCUACACAAGGGCUCAAGGUCUGCAAUCAAAGACAAUAUCAAUGAUAAGCUCACAGAGAAGGAGAGAGAGUUUCCUUUGUAUCCAAAAGGAGGUGAAAAGCUGCAGUUUGACUACGGAGUAUACCUUCUCAACAAAAACAUAGCUCAGUUAAGAUAUCAGCAUUCACUUGGGACCCCGGACUUACGACUGACUCUUCCAAACCUCAAAACUUUCUUAGAGCAUGGCUUAUUGGUCAGAUGUGAUCGACAUCAUAUCUCAAGUGCAAUCCCUGUACCAAAGAGGCCGGCCAGCUCCACAUUUGGAAGCCACGAUGUUGGCUUUUCAAGCCGAACCCCAACACCUGAGAAAGGACCAAGGAAAAGGGCAAGCUCUGAGAACGAAAAAAAAAACUCAGUACAGAACCCCUCCUCCAAGCUACAAGGCGGCAGUGGCUGAGCCCAUUGCGAUCUUGGUUCCGGCAGAGAAAGGACAUUUUGCCUCCUCUCUAGAUGCGGGCAUUGAUCUGUCCAAAGGAAGUGGUCACAAAGAUUUCAGUGAAAGCCUCAAUGGAGACAGUAGAGCAACACCUGAGAGCCAUGAUCGCAGUCAUGACGAGCAGUUCUCAGACUCUUCUAGCGCCGUCAAUGGGACUUUAUUACAAAAUGAAAGUAUGGAGUUUGUGAGUGAAGGCCUCCCCUGUAUCCUCCAUCCCUCACAAAGUGCCGAUCUGCACUGUGCAGUGGAACAGGCCGAGGAGAUUCUUGGUACUGAAGCAGCAGAUUUCACCUCAGGAGAUCAACUGGAGGCAUUUAAUAGCAUUCCCGUAGACCACGCCGUGGCUGUAGAGUGCGAUGAGCAAGUGUUAGGGGAGUUUGAAGAGUUCUCCCGUAGAAUUUACGCACUGAAUGAAAGCAUGUCAAGUUUCCGUAGACCUAGAAAAAGUUCUGACAAA